Rotaria socialis is the source of this 633-nucleotide messenger RNA. The record is from the annotation of a GenBank genome assembly. NCBI's taxonomy places the organism in Eukaryota, Metazoa, Rotifera, Eurotatoria, Philodinida, Philodinidae.
AUGUUUCCUUUGACGACUCUAUUGAAUGAACAUGAUGAACCACUAGAAAUCUAUCAAACGAAAAUUGGUUCAGUUGGUAGUUGGUGUUGGGAAUCAGCAAUAUGUUUAGCUGAAUAUUGUUAUGAUCAUAUGUUUGAUCGAUUUAAAAACAAGCGUAUCGUUGAAAUAGGUAGCGGUACUGGCAUUGUUGGAUUACAAUUAUGUGCAUUAGGUGGAAAUGUUACUUUAACUGACCGUGAAGAAUAUCUUGAAUUGAUUGAUUUUAAUAUCAAAAAGAAUCAAAAUAUGCUUACAGGAACAGCGCAAGGUAAAACAUUAUUUUGGGGUGAUGAUAUCAAUGAAAAAGAGGAUUAUUUUCAAAAUCUUGAUUUUGUUAUUGUUGCCAAUUGUGUUUAUCAUUCAAUUGAAUUAGAUGAAUUAAUAAAAACAAUUUGUAAUUUGUGCCCGGAAAAUUCUCAAACAUCAUUAUUAUGUUGCUAUGAACUACGCAAUGUUGGUAUUCGUCGAUUGGUCGAUGAAUUUCAUGAAAAAUUAAUAGAGAAGAAAUUUUCUGUUCAUCCUAUCGAACAAAAAGAUUUACGUUCGAAAUAUCAAAAUGAUUACAAUGCAAUAGUUACAUGUCAACGAUCAUAA